CUAAGGCAGGAAGAUGGUGGCCGCAAAGAAGACGAAAAAGUCUCUGGAGUCGAUCAACUGUAGGCUCCAGCUUGUUAUGAAAAGUGGAAAGUAUAUGCUGGGGUACAAACAGACUCUGAAGAUGAUCAGACAGGGCAAAGCAAAAUUGGUCAUCCUCGCCAACAACUAUCCAGCUUUAAGGAAAUCUGAAAUAAAGUACUAUGCCAUGUUGGCCAAAACUGGUGUCCACCACUACAGUGGCAAUAAUAUCGAAUUGGGCACAGCAUGUGGAAAAUACUACAGAGUGUGCACACUGUCUGUCAUUGAUCCAGGUCAUUCUGAUAUCAUUAGAAGCAUGCCAGAACAGACUGGUGAAAAGUAA
This is a messenger RNA of Sciurus carolinensis (gray squirrel), 361 nucleotides long. Its product is annotated as 60S ribosomal protein L30-like. The transcript has a single exon. Bases 14 to 361 code for a protein of 115 amino acids. The record is from RefSeq and is a predicted model, not a curated record. Lineage: Eukaryota; Metazoa; Chordata; Mammalia; Rodentia; Sciuridae. Gene Ontology annotation, molecular function: RNA binding; structural constituent of ribosome. Gene Ontology annotation, cellular component: cytosolic large ribosomal subunit.